This is a messenger RNA of Culex quinquefasciatus (southern house mosquito), 2324 nucleotides long. RefSeq lists its product as uncharacterized. NCBI's taxonomy places the organism in Eukaryota, Metazoa, Arthropoda, Insecta, Diptera, Culicidae. The record is from RefSeq and is a predicted model, not a curated record. Gene Ontology annotation, molecular function: peptidase activity. Gene Ontology annotation, biological process: protein modification by small protein removal.
ACACUGGAGCGCUGGAAUAAUAACAAGCGAAAUAAACUCUUCCAAAACAUUCCUACCACCUUGCAGUGGGGGACCUUGAGUCAGUCAGUGUCUAUGGUCAAGGUGUUUCGGUUCGCGUUUUUAAAGUUCUGAAAGUGGUGCGGAAGUUUUGAUCCAUUGAAACGUGAAGAAGAGAACGCGGUGAAUUGCAGACGAAACAAAACAAAAAUUAAAAAAAAGAAGCAAAAAUGGAUGAGAGCAGCGAAGUUGUGUUGUACAUCUACGACUUGACCCAGGGUAUGGCCGCAAUGAUGUCUCAGAUGCUGCUAGGUCGUCAAAUCGAAGGAAUUUGGCACACGGCGGUCGUCGUGUUUGGCCGGGAGUACUUCUUCGGCUCACAGGGCAUCACCAGCUGCGCACCGGGAACGACAGUGCUCGGUCAGCCGCUGCGGAAGGAAGUGAUCGGUCAGACGUUUAUUCCCCACUCGGUGUUUACGGAUUACGUGCGUGGCCUGGCGGAAAGUACCUUCAGAGGCUCCAACUACAGCCUGCUCAAGCACAACUGCAACAGCUUCAGCGAGGACCUGUGCCAGUUCCUGUGCGGCGUCGGCAUCCCCAAGUACAUCCUCGAUCUUCCCCAGGAGUUUCUCGCGACGCCGUUGGGCCAAACGCUUGGACCGCUCAUCGAGAGUCUCGGCGCGGGUGGCGAUCCGACCGGCAACUUCCAGUACGAGUCGGAGUUUCUCAACGGUGGUCCUCGGGCGGCCAGUCCGGGCCUUGAGCAGCUCAACAGCCAGAUCGAGGCGGCGCGGCAACAGUCGCAGGAGCUAAACGAGCGACGUAGCAAGAUCAAGGACAAGAUCGACAAGAAGAACCGCAAAAAGGAGAAGAAAGCGAAGCGGGACGGAACGCGGAGCUCACCGGGGGACAGCAGCGAUCAGAACUCGUCGGCCGGAAUGUCCGAGGGAGAGCAGGCACCGGAGGCGCUGAAUGGCGUCAAUGGUGGGGAAAACGGUGCUAACGGCAUUCCGCCGGAGAUGUUGCCGUCGGAGAAGGUUCUGAAGGAGGAGGAAGCGGAACGGUUGGCCGAGGAGGAGCGCAAGAAGAACCGCGAGCAGCCGAUCAUCUUCAAGGAAGUCGAUCCCAAACUGGAGCUCGAAUGUCUGGUCAACCUGGUGGACGGGAAGCUCUCCGAAGAGGAACAGGUCGCGGUCGAUGAGCUUCACCAGUAUCUUCUGCUUGGCGAUGGAGCUUGGGCGCUCGGGGAUGGCUUCCUCGUCUUCGUGGGUCGCAUGUUCCGCGAUCAGUCACUGUCGACGGAGGUGCGAGUGCAUUUGCUGAGGGCACUGGCGAACGCGGCCCUCAAGGACGACAUCAUCCUGCUGCUGCACCAGGACCGACGGGAGCACGUGCUGAUGAACUUUGCCCAGGACAUUGACAAGCACCCGCCGGAGGAGCAGCAAGCGAUGGCGCUGUUUAUGUGCAACCUGUUCGAGAACGACAACGCGUCCGAGUGGCUGCUGUACAUCUGGUGGUCGUACCUGAACCAGACCACGUCCAACAUCCGCGCCACGACCAAGGUGGCGGUCCACUGUCUGCUGGCCGCCUGUCCCCGACUGAAGGAAAUUGGCACAGCGCUGGUCCACAAUCUAGCCUGUAAGGAAGUCAAAACUGUGGUAUUCGACGACGUUGCGGUGGAAAUCUCGAUGGCCCUGCUGCAGUUCUUCAACUCGGAACCCACCGAGGAGCACCUGUUCCGGACGAUGAAAGCGCUGGCCAAGUUCACGAUGGUUUCGCCGGACGUGCCGCAGUUCAUCCAGAUGAUUGGACCCCACCCGAAGACGAUGCGAGGCAAGAGCGAGCGAAUCAACGAGCUGAUUGACCAGAUUUCCAAGAAAGUUCGCUAACCUAAUUUGCUAACGUUUAAUUUAUUUAAAUUUAUCAGACUAGUAACAUGUAACGGAAAUUUUUAACUCAAACCUUGAAAGAAGCGGUGGCCAUCGUGAAGAGCCAUACCGUUCCGAUCAGCGCGUUGUCCUGCAAAUUGGAACUGCAUUUUCCGGAACUGCAAUUACCUAACCUUACCUUAGCCCUCUAAUGAAUACCAAAUUAUAAACAACACCUGAAUAACACACACUUACAACACUUUUAAUCACACAACAACACGCAGACACCCAUACUACACACAUAAACACUAGACGGCGUAAUUUGAACUACUCAAUUGUUGAUUAAAAUGUAGCAACGAAAAGAAAAGGCGUUUUUGUUUUAAACAACGGUCUGGAAUAAUUAAACUUGUCCAAGGUCAAGGCAUUAUACAAAUAAAUGAUAUUUUCAAAAAAGGUGAA